GGGAGCUGAGUCACUGGAGCCAUAACAGGCUCUGUGUUCCCAGGCCUCAUUGGGCAGCACAUGAAGGAACGACGGCAGGAGGAGUUCCAGAUCACCUGUGAUGGUCACCUGAAGCAUGUAUUCAGCGGUUCUGAUCAUGAGAUGACUGAACCAACAGCCGUCUCUCCUCUGGCUCCCUCUGCUCCUGGAGAAGAAGCCAAAGAGGAGGCAAAUGAGAAAUAUGACCACAAGCCUCCAGCUGUGGUCACACCACAGCCUGAACAUUCUGAUCCAGUCCUUCUAGAGAAAGAGCAGGAGCAGAGUGCUUUACCAGAGAUGCCAUGCCAGACUCAGGGAGAGCUGUUCCCAGCCCGAGAGCAGGAAGAGCAGCUCAGGCAGCAGGUGGAAGAGCCCCAGCAGAAUGGCCAGAACAUCAAGGCAGAGCCACAAGCAGAGCUGCCCAAAGCUCAGAGCGACAUUAUGGCACCGAAGAGGAGGAAUGAAGAAGACAUGGGAAGCAUCCAAGAGAAGAAUCUCCAUCAGCAGAGAGGCGAUCAACAAAACCAGAUCUACACCGGCUCUGACACAGAAGCUGCAGCAGCAGCAGCAGCAGCAGCAGCAGCGCGGUCCCAAGGAGCAUUUGCUCCCCAGCCAGAGAAUUGGAGCCGGGACACUUGGUUCACUUCCCACGCUGACCCAGCUGCUGCUCAGCAACAGGAGAUCGAGGAUGAUUCCCUGGUGCAACGGAGGAGAAUGGUGGAGAUGGAAAAUCCCAUUAGAAAAUACAUUGAACUGGAAAAUAUUGGCAGUGGGACUUUUGGAGAUGUUUGUAAAGCAUUCGACACUGCCACAGGAAGAGAGGUGGCCAUAAAGAAAAUAAAUCUUCAAGGAUUGAUCAGAAAGGAAGUAACCUUUAAUGAACUUAUGGUCAUGAAAAUUAAUAAGCACCAAAACAUUGUGAAUUAUUUAAAGAGCUACCUUGUGAAUAAGCAACUCUGGCUGGUUAUGGAGUACAUGGAUGGAGGCACUCUGAGCGAUGUCAUCAAUGAGACUCACAUGUCUGAAAGAGAGAUUGCAGCCAUCAGUCACGAGUGCCUGCGAGGACUGGAUUUUCUUCACUUGAACCACGUGAUCCACCGAGAUGUGAAGAGCAGCAACAUCCUUCUCAGAACCGACGGCUCUGUCAAGCUGGCUGACUUUGGCCUCUUUGCUCAGCUCACUCCUGAGCAGAGUAGAUGGAGCUCUGUGGCCGGCACUUCUGGGUGGAUGGCACCUGAAGUGGUGACAGGUCAACCAUAUGGCCCCAAAGUGGACAUAUGGUCGUUUGGAAUCGUGGGCAUCGAAAUGGUAGAACGAGAAGUUCCUUACUGGAAUGAAACUCCUGUUUCGCCUCAACUCCUGAUAGCCAUACGAGGGACACCAAAGCUGAAUCAGCCCAACCUAUUUUCACCUUGCCUGCGUGACUUCCUGAGCUGCUGCCUGCAGACAGAGGUGACGUGUCGCUGGUCUGCCACAGAGCUCCUGCAGCAUCCAUUUGUAACAUUUGCUGAGCCUGCAUCCAGCCUGGUACCACUGAUUGUUUCAGUGAAGAAGAGGAAGGAAACGAGAAUGUGACAAUCAC
Molecule: messenger RNA, 1600 nt
Organism: Motacilla alba alba
Lineage: Eukaryota; Metazoa; Chordata; Aves; Passeriformes; Motacillidae
Product: serine/threonine-protein kinase PAK 3-like
Exons: 14
Coding region: 61-1593 (510 amino acids)
Biological process (GO): protein phosphorylation; regulation of MAPK cascade; intracellular signal transduction
Cellular component (GO): cytoplasm
Molecular function (GO): protein serine/threonine kinase activity; ATP binding
Source: RefSeq, a predicted model, not a curated record